AUGGUCCCAGUACACACUGACGAAUGUUGGCAGGGCCAAGGAUAUUUGUCGCCUUUCAAGGCGACCAAAGAACUGUACCUCGAUGUCCCUGGAGCCCGCCCUAGCGAGCCAGGAGUCGUGGCCCGGGCCCUCGCUGUGCUGCAGGCCGAGUCAGGCUUCAGAAGGAGCCCUCCCACACCAUCCGUACCCCCUACCUCUCUCGCGCGCAGCCCAGCCAUCUUCCCUGGGCCUCCGCUCCCGCCAAAGCGCUCCUCGCCCUCUGAUUGGCUCUCCCGGGAGCCGCCGUCCAAUGGGGAUGACGUCUUCGCGCACGUCGGGAGCGCCGGGCGGAGGAAGGAAGUCGUCGGAGCCCUCGACGCCUGGCCCCCCAGAGCGCGAGGAUGGCAGCGCGCGGUGUUUAGCCCAGGCCGCGUGGCCUCAGGCCCUCGUCCGUCAUCACUGCCCGGUGCAUGUGGCUGCUGGCGACCCGGGGAGACUGCAGGACCCGUGUGGGCCGAGCCAGCGGUGGCCGUGGGGGGCAGCCCCGACCUCGGGCCUGCACUGGCUCCAUGCUCCAUUCCCAGAAACCCUCGCGCCCGAGAUCCCUCUUCCGCGGAGUUGGGCCCCGGGGCCCAGGCGUGCGAGGCCAUCUGCUUUGCAGGACCUUCUGUGACGCGGUUGCCUCCGCCUAACCCUCGCUCCCUGGUUUCGGGAUUGCGAGCCAGCGCCAUCACUGAGACAGUGAGCCCACCUGCGCCGCUUUGCGCAACCUCCCUGCUAGAAACAACUGGAGCAGAGGAAACACAGGACAGCAGGACCGAAUUUACUGCAGAACCGUUCCAGAUUGGGUCUGAGGACAAGGCUAGUUCCAAAAUCCUCUACAGGAAUCCCCGGUUCCUCCGGGUAGCUUUUCUGCAGCUUCGUCACCAGCAGCAGAGCGGUGUGUUUUGUGAUGCCCUUCUGCAGGCAGAGGGUGAGGCUGUCCCAGCCCACUGUUGCAUCCUGUCUGCCUGUAGUCCCUUCUUCACCGAACGUCUGGAGCGAGAAAGGCCAGUUCAGGGUCGGAAGGUGGUGCUGGAACUGGGAGGCCUAAAGAUCAGGACACUUAGGAAGCUGGUGGAUUUCCUGUAUACUUCAGAGAUGGAAGUAUCUCAGGAAGAAGCCCAGGAUGUGCUUUCUGCUGCCCGUCAGCUCCGAGUCUCCGAGCUGGAAACCCUUCAGCUGGAGGGUGGAAAGUUAGUAAAGGCUCCCCAGGGCCGAAGACUAAACAGAGAGUGCUUACAACCACCCAGUGCCGCACCAAUCUCUGCCAGAGUGGUCACACCGAGCCGCCGCCCUCGACCUCCACUGCCUGCCCCCCACACUCCUGGUCCUCUUGGAGCAGUGAGGUUGAAGUCCUCAGGGGAAGAAGAGGGGCCUCACAAAAAGAGCAGCUUAACAACUGUGGAUAGCUUGCCAGAGACCCUUUUACUCAAGAAGAAGGCCAGGAUUUGCUCAGCUCAAGAAAGAAGCUUGUCUCCAUCGAGCCAGAGAGAAGGGCCUACGGAGAAGAGUGACCCUGCUCUAGGUCCUAUGGCACAUUGCCAUCCUGCCUUGUACCCUUCUGUGGAUGAGCAGCUGUUGCCCCGCAAGAUCAGGCUGAGUCGCUCAAAGCCAUCGGCUCAUGUCUGUACACCUGGGCCUUCUAGCGUUCUAAGUGGUCCCAGUUCAGUGCCCACAGCUCCUGGCCGGCGUCUCUGGAGGCAGAGAAAUGUAAGUGGAGCAGCACAGGCUGUGGACAAGCAGAAGCCAGGGGACGUCAGUCCUCUGGAGAGCACUCCAGACCCUUCAGAUGUUAGGAAGACGGGUGGCGCCAGGAACCAGAGCCCCGAAUUCCGAGCCCUUGCCUCCAGCUCUGUAGAGGAGGGACAGGUUGGGAGAGUAAAGCUUAGGAAGAUUGUCAAUGGUACCUGCUGGGAGGUGGUGCAGGAGCCUCCCCUCAGAAACACCCGAGACAGCCCCCAGGUCCCAGGACCCUCGGAUGUAGAAAAGCCUUCAGGAACUCUGCUGGCCUCAGUCAGUGUGCAGGAAAUACCUGCUGGAUCCCAGCUGUGUCAGGACUCCCCAGAGAGCCCGGGGCUACAGGACAUUUUGCUCUGUGCUAGCCACUCCCCAGACCACCCUGUGGUGAAGUCAGAGUUUGGAUCUAGCCCGAUGCUGAUAGGGAAGGAGCCUGUGCUGAACCUCGACUGCAGCGAGCCCUACACGUUUGACACAGCCCUGCUGGGCCAGCCCUGUGAAGCUGAGCAGUACCGGAUCACAAGCGCUGCGGCCACCAGUGAGUUGGAAGAGAUUCUGGACUUCAUGCUAUGUGGCUCAGAUGCUGAACCACCAGUAGGAUCUCUGGAGAGUCCUGGGGCUGAAGGCUGCAGAACCCCAAGUUAUCACCUGUCAGAAACAGGAAAGAAUUGGAUUGAAGGGGAAGAAUGGUGUUUGCCAGACAUAGAACUCUGGCCCAGAGACCUCACAGGGUUGGAAAAGGAACUGGUUGGUGAAAACAAAGAGCCAGUUGAGCCGCUUAGCCCCCUUGUCAUGCCCUCUGAGAACACAGAAUCAGCUGAGCCCCUUAGCCCCCUUGUCAUGCCCUCUGAGGUGAACAGAGAGGCACUUUCCCUGAGAAGCUCUUGGACUCCAGACCUUGAAAUUACCAGCUCCCAGCCACUGGAUGGUCAGGGAGAAAAACUUCUCCACCUUGACUCCCCUGACUCUUCCCAAAGGUCUUACAGGGAUCUCUCACUUCCGUGCUCAAACUGGGUAGAGACAGGGCUGGAUGAGGUAUUGUAUCCCACGCCCAAGGCAGUCAGGGAAGUGUCUGCUAACCCUGAACUGCGGGACCCAUGUCCUGGCAGUUCUGAAGACGAAGAGAUUGACGUGGGGAACUGGGCGGAGGAGGAUAGGCUAGGGCCUGGUGUUCCCUCUGUCUGGCCUGACCCUUCCUCAGAGUCAGAAACAGAGAUUGAUAUAAUAACAUAGUGGACAGGCAGGGCGGGGCAGGACUCCUAGGAGGGUGACAACUGUUGAUCAGCAAAGGGCUUUCUUGGGAGAAAAGCAAGCACAUGUCCCCUCCUCAGCACUGAUCUCCCUUCCCCAGGUUUGUGCGCCAGGCAGAAGUUAAAUAAAUAGCAAUACCAUGGAUAGAAAAUUAUGAACCUGAGCUAUUUCUUUGUAAUCCAUUUUUCAGUGACAAAAUAAUUGUGGUCCCCAACUCUAGUUAAGAUAUAGGAAUAGUUAAGACUAGGCCUUUCACAGUUCGAGAUCUGACAGUCAUUGAAAAUUCAGGGACAGUUUGUGUUCUACUUAAAGGAUGUCUGCGAAGGAAUGAAGCUAUCUUACAUAGAGCACCAGAAUAAGUGGGAUCUCAAAUGCUCAGGCUGGCACUGAACUGCCUCAGCCCCUGUGGCUGGUGUCACAGUCGGCCACGAAGCCCAGCCACGGGACUUACUCACUGCCAGUAUGACAAGCCUAGCAAAAGCCUCGAUGGGCCUAGAAGAUGUUCUCUCC
Alexandromys fortis (reed vole) is the source of this 3519-nucleotide messenger RNA. It is a transcript of the gene Btbd18, whose product is annotated as BTB domain containing 18. NCBI's taxonomy places the organism in Eukaryota, Metazoa, Chordata, Mammalia, Rodentia, Cricetidae. Gene Ontology annotation, cellular component: nucleus. The coding region runs from base 1 to 2991 and encodes 996 amino acids. Gene Ontology annotation, biological process: positive regulation of transcription elongation by RNA polymerase II; piRNA processing. The record is from RefSeq and is a predicted model, not a curated record. Gene Ontology annotation, molecular function: protein binding. The transcript is spliced from 4 exons.